Molecule: messenger RNA, 1865 nt
Organism: Anastrepha obliqua
Lineage: Eukaryota; Metazoa; Arthropoda; Insecta; Diptera; Tephritidae
Gene: Cht2
Product: probable chitinase 2
Exons: 5
Coding region: 151-1596 (481 amino acids)
Biological process (GO): chitin catabolic process; carbohydrate metabolic process
Cellular component (GO): extracellular region
Molecular function (GO): chitin binding; chitinase activity
Source: RefSeq, a predicted model, not a curated record
CAAAGCCCAGUCUGUCGGACAUUCAGUUUUCGUUAAGAGAGCGGCAAAUACGGUGCAAAUUGUGUCGCCAGUGUCCGAUUUUGUAGCGGUGCUUUUAUCAUAAUUAUUUAGUGUAAAAGGAAUACUCCCAAAAAUAAGACAUAUAUAAAGAUGAUCUCCUCGUAUUUUAGUACAGGAAAUAAGGUUUUAUUUACACUUUUAGUAAUUCUUUCCAACGCGUGCUGGACAUCAGCAAAAACAGGACCUACACAUGGCAAAGUGGUGGUGUGUUAUAUUUCUACAUGGGCUGUGUAUCGUCCGGGUAAUGGUGCGUAUGCGAUCGAUAAUUUCGAUCCAAACCUUUGCACGCAUGUAGUCUAUGCUUUUGCCGGCCUUGAUAUUACGCAGUCGGCCAUUAAAUCUUUGGAUCCAUGGCAAGACUUAAAGGAAGAUUACGGUAAAGGUGGUUACGAACACCUGACGGGUUUCAAAAUCACCCACCCACAUUUGAAGGUUAGUUUGGCAAUAGGCGGCUGGAAUGAGGGUUCCAAGAAUUAUUCCUUGUUGGUAGCCAAUGCAGAACAACGUGGUCGGUUCGUGAAACAAGUAACUACGUUCAUACGUAAAUAUAAUUUCGAUGGCCUCGAUCUUGAUUGGGAGUACCCAACACAGCGUGAAGGCCGUCCACAAGAUCGUGAAAAUUUCGUGCAAUUCACGAAAGAGCUGAGAGAUGAGUUCGAUAAAUAUAAUUUGUUGUUGACGUCAGCGAUCGGUGCAGCCAAAAAUGUUAUCGACCAGGCCUAUGAUGUGCGCCAAAUUUCACGUUAUCUCGACUAUUUGCACAUUAUGUGCUACGACUAUCACGGAAGCUGGGAUAAACAAGUCGGCUACAAUUCACCACUCACAGCUCCCGAGGGUGACAGCGUGGCGUUUUCAAUCGACUAUCUAUUGAAAUUGGGUGCGCCGCCAAAUAAAAUCGUCCUUGGCUUGCCCUUCUAUGGUCGGACGUUUAAGACGCCGCGAGAUGGCAAUGUGGGCGAUGUUACCGAUGGCACCGCAUUUCAAGGGCCCUUUACGCGUGAAGAUGGUUUCCUUGGAUAUAAUGAAAUCUGCAGUAUGCUGAGCAAUAAAACCUCCGGGUGGAGUACAACUUGGGAUGCGAAAACUUCACAAAUGCUAGCACGUUCCGAGCGCGAUGUCUUUAGUGGCCUAGUGCAAGUGGUGGCAUUCGAUAACGCUCGUUCCAUUGCAAAUAAAGUAAAGUUUGCUGUGGAGAAAAAACUUGCUGGUACCAUGAUAUGGUCCAUAGACACCGAUGACUUUCGCGGUGUUUGUGAUCCAGAAGAGAACAUAUAUGCGGAUUACAAAUAUCUGCAAAGCAACGGAUAUGCAAUUAUGCCGAAGCGUAUAAAUUCAAAUUACCCGUUAUUGCGGACUAUUAACGAAGCCACCACACUCGCAUUGGAAGAGAUCGAGCAAAGUAUAGAAGAUAACGAGAUACCACAUGGCAGCAUAGAAGAUCGAAAGAAUCCAAAUACGGGUGAAAAGGUUUUGGUGCAUGAGGGCAUUUUUGUUUUUAAUAUAUUUAUAGUGUUCAUAUUGCGGCUAGUACAUUAAAGUUUUUGAAAAGUAAUUGUUUUUGUGCGAUGCGAACUAUUUCACUUUUCGUAAAUUUUUUCUAUUUCGGACCGUCGUAUUAUGUCUUAAAGUUUAAAAAUACAUUUGUAUAUGAAAUCUCAACACUGAAAAAUCAGCAUAGAAACUCUCUAAGUAAAGUAAGUGAACCCACAGAGUACUUAAGAUAUAUGUAUGAAUAUUUAUAAAGUUGUAUAAUUAGUUGUAGUGUGAAGUAGUUAUGUGUAAAAAGCCCCUAGAACUAGUUAUUA